Molecule: messenger RNA, 1473 nt
Organism: Fusarium oxysporum Fo47
Lineage: Eukaryota; Fungi; Ascomycota; Sordariomycetes; Hypocreales; Nectriaceae
Exons: 1
Coding region: 1-1473 (490 amino acids)
Molecular function (GO): protein binding
Source: RefSeq, a predicted model, not a curated record
AUGGCUCAGCUCAAGGAUAUCCCGAAUGAGAUACUCACGAGUAUCUUCACAUACGUCUCCGAUAUUAAUCACUCCAGCAUCUUCAACGUCACUCUCGUCAACAAGCACUUCAAUCAAAUCGCCAGUCCUCUUCGCGUUCGUCACUGGAGCGAUGAAGGGUUCUACGGCUACUACCAGGGCGAAUCACCAUGUCCACCAAUUUCAAGACUAGCGCUCGAGCUCUUGCGACAUCCUGAAUACCGUCUACAAGUCAAGACUCUAUCGUUUUCAUAUUUUCAAAGCAGUCGUGACCGCGACGCUGCUUACGUUCCCAUGAAACCCGAGAAUCUCCAGAUGCUUGCGUGGGCAGCUGAAGGAGUGGUCCCGACACUCGCAGAGUCAACAUAUCUAUGUGCCCGUAUCCGCGAGGACGUUGACGAUGCCAUCGCCGUGUUGGUCUUGGCUUGGGCUACCAAUCUGACAAGCCUCAGUGUGACGAUUCCUGACUUUGAUCCGACGCCAGGAUAUGAUGAAGGCCCUCUUGUUCUGCGCUUUGCAAAACAGCUGGCUCUUCGUUUUGAUAGUUCAGACCUCAAACCAAGUGCGCCGCUACCAUUGGCCAAACUACGCGAACUCGAGUUUCGACAUAAUCAUAUCGAACACAUUGUUGGGCUCAAAUAUCUGACACCAUUUCUCUAUCUCCCUCAUCUCAAGGACCUCAAGACAUACAGACUCGGUGAUCAAAAUUACAACGAUCUCGAGGACAGUGUGCAGCGCUAUAUCAAAGACAGGUAUUGCAUGCCGUUUCCGAAGGGGACCUCGUCUAUUGAGUCUAUCACUAUCGAAGAGACGACCUUGACGAGUAAUGGACUUUCAGAUCUUCUCGGAUCUUGUAGCAGCUUGAGACAUUUCUAUCUUCACUUCUCAUUUGACCUGGAUGAGAAUGAGCGUAGCUGGACAACGCUAGCCAGCAGCCUACUUCGUCACGCAGAAUCUCUGGAGGAGUUGCAUCUAUCUGUUGAUAACUGUCAUGUUGAGUGGGUGGGAGAUGAUACGGCAGACGAUUCUAAACCCGCUGAUUUCAAGGAUUUCUACCACCAUCUCACUUGUCUGAAAGUCCUCGCCGUUCCGAUGCCUCAUUUAUCUGGCAUUGAUAUAGCCGUGCGUUCGGAACCUCGAGAAGCAAGUCCUGUACGGUUACCGGAAUCUAUCCAGCAUCUCAAACUCUUGGACGUCAACUUGUCCGCCAACGUGCUACGUCUUUCCGACGAUGAAAUCUCGCCUUUCUUGGAUUUUAUUCUUCAUCUCAUCAGGGAGACGGGACCACAGGGGCGUUUAAGAAAUCUUCAGACACUGGAUUGUUCCGAAGUACUUCUGGACGACCCGGCGAAGAAAAAGAUUCAAGAAAUUAAGGACCUGGCACAAGAGCGUGGGAUUAAAGUUUUACUUCAAUCAUAUAUAACUGAUGUCAACGGACGAAUUAUUCAUACAUGA